Messenger RNA from Drosophila obscura, 964 nucleotides. It is a transcript of the gene Sptr, whose product is annotated as sepiapterin reductase. NCBI's taxonomy places the organism in Eukaryota, Metazoa, Arthropoda, Insecta, Diptera, Drosophilidae. Gene Ontology annotation, molecular function: sepiapterin reductase (NADP+) activity. The transcript has a single exon. The record is from RefSeq and is a predicted model, not a curated record. Gene Ontology annotation, biological process: tetrahydrobiopterin biosynthetic process. The coding region runs from base 104 to 904 and encodes 266 amino acids.
CAUUUAAAUCUGGAUUAAAUUCGAAACUAUCGAUUACGAAAUAUGUAGAUAGUUUGAGCCCCAGCUGCCGCUUUCAUUGGAUCGGAAAUUAGAAAGGCCCAGCAUGGAUCUGAAGCAAAAAACAUAUCUCCUGGUGACUGGUGCAUCGCGUGGCAUUGGCCGCGAGUUUGCCCAGCAGCUGUCGCAGCGCAUUCAAGCUUUGGGCUCGGUGGUUGUGCUGAUGGGACGCAGCCAGCCGCUGCUUGAGGAGGCAAAGGCCACAAUUUUGAAGCAAAAUCCAGAUCUGUCGGUACACAUAUUCGCGCUGGAGUUGGGCACAGCCAAGACCGAAGAUUUUUCCAGUAUCCUACAGGACUCUCUCCAGGCAAAGGUGUCUCCAGGUGACUUCGAGCGCGCCAUUGUCAUUCACAAUGCAGGCACUGUGGGUGACACAUCGAAGCGUGCGCGAGAGAUUGGCGACACGGAGUACCUGCAGCAGUUCUUCCACACCAAUUUGUUCUCCGCCAUUGCCCUCAAUUGCGAGUUCAUGCGCAUAUUUGCUGGCGUGCCCAAGCUGGUGGUCAACUUGAGUACCCUGGCGGCCAUAGCCCCAAUCUCCUCGAUGGCCCACUAUUGCACUGUGAAGUCGGCCAGGGAGAUGUAUUUCCGUGUGCUGGCCACCGAGGAGCCAGCACCGGGCACUCUGGUGCUCAACUAUGCGCCCGGUAUGAUUGACACCCAGAUGACAGUGCAGGUGCAGCGCGAGGCUCAUGAUCCCGCGGUGGUGGCCAUGUUCCGGGAGCAGCGCGAGUCUAAAACAAUGCUGACAACUGCUCAGACAACUGAGCGUUUCAUCCAGGUGCUGGAGGCACAACGGUUCCAGUCCGGCGACCAUGUUGACUACAGGGAUCACGAGAAGGCCUAGAUCACAAAAUAUUUUACACUAUGGUUAUUGGGUAUUUGUAUUAAAAUGGAAACGCAACAA